This is a messenger RNA of Salvia miltiorrhiza (redroot sage), 2260 nucleotides long. RefSeq lists its product as uncharacterized. The coding region runs from base 143 to 2125 and encodes 660 amino acids. The record is from RefSeq and is a predicted model, not a curated record. The transcript has 2 exons. NCBI's taxonomy places the organism in Eukaryota, Viridiplantae, Streptophyta, Magnoliopsida, Lamiales, Lamiaceae.
UUUGCUGAGAUGGGAAGUUUUGGAUGAUUCCAUUCUAUGUCUGUUAAAUGUUUCCAAAGCUCAAAGCUCCAUCGACAUCCACCACCCACAGACACAAUCAGUUGUAGUUGAGAAGAUAAAAAAUCACACACACACAUAUACAAUGAGUGGGAAAGAAAAUAAGAUAGAGGAAGAGGAGGAGGAGACGAAGGUUGUUCAUCAUUGGAGCCACCAGCAUCGACUUACUCUGGGGGAACCUUGUAUAAGAGAAAAUUGUUCUGGCUGUGGAAGGCUUUUUAAUGGAGGAGAGAAAGCUUAUGCAUGUAGAUGUUGGCCGGUUGGUAUCGUAUUAGAUGAAGAAUGUUUGGGAAUGCCGAGGAAGAUUAGACACGCAAUGCACCCACAACACAUACUCACUGAUCAUCAUGUAUUCAGCUAUGAUGAAUACCGUCACAGAACACUCGCAGGAAAGUUGUGUGCAAUCUGCGAAAGUUCUCUUAUCAACCGCCGAACUUUUCUUGCCAACAUGGAGGGGAGCAUAUUCUACAAAUGUACGAGGGCAGAAUGUAUGUUGUGGAUGCAUAUGAGAUGCGCGCAGGGUAGUGACAUGAUGUACAAUGCAGCCGAUGAUGACGACGACGAUGACGAGCAACAUCGCACCAUAGAUCAUCCGAGUCACCCCAACCAUGGAUUGAAGUUGGUGAGGAGGAGUUGUCGCUUCAAGUGCGAUGCUUGCGGCAUCACACGCGGGGUGAAAUCCUACAUGUGCUGCAUAGCUAAUUGUCAGUAUUGGAUCCACGAGAGUUGCGCAUCGUUGCCUCAAACCAUCGAAAGCGAGUACCACUCUCACCCCCUCUCUCUCUCUUUUCAUGUCCCACCUUCAUAUAUGAGAAGGGACUUGAAAUGUGAUGUGUGUAAAACUUAUUUACCGUUUAAAUAUUGGAUAUAUCAUUGUGAGUUGUGCAGCUAUGUUGUCCAUCUCAACUGCGCCUCCAACGCCACUAGAAGAAAUGAGAAAGGGAUUAUGGAGUUCCCAAUAAGUGAUGUGAGUGAAGAGCUAAUUGGAGGUUUGGUAAAGAGAGAAGGAGGAGCUAUAUCAAUACCUCAUCAUGAUGAAGAUUAUAAGUUCCACAAUCACAAACUCAGAUUAGUGUCAUCAUCUCCCGAAGAAGAAGAAGAAGAAAAUAGUAGUGAUGAUGAUGAUGGGAAAGAUCAAGAAUCGCAAUUAAUAUGUGAUGGGUGCAUUACUCCUAUAUUCAACCGGAAACAGAGACCAUCUUCAUCAUCAUCUUCUUCUUCAAGUAGUAAAGAUUACUACUAUAUGAGUUGCAGCAGUGGAUGCAAUUACAAUCUUCACAUGGCGUGCUUCCACUUGCCAUCUCGCGUCCCCUCCAUUCCACUCCACCACCAAUUUGGUCACCACCUGAUUCUCAAAUCUUCUGACAAACUUCCAUCCGAUGAGUGGGAGUGCGAGGUGUGUGAACUCAAGUCAAGUGGGCUGUUCUACGCUUGCACAAAAUGCGACUUCAUAGCAGACAUCAAGUGCGCAUCUCUGCCGGCCACCAUAUAUCACACGGCUCACCCACAACAUCCCCUCCACUUUCAAUCUGGCGGGGCACAACUUUACUGUGAUGCUAUGUGUGGUGACUUCGUAUACAGCAACAACUAUUACGCGUGUGGCAACUGUGAGUUCAUUGUGCACGUUCGAUGCGCUGUGCUGCCAGCAUCAAUCACCAGCCGUAGAUGGGACAAGCACCACCCGCUGCUAUUGACGUACGACGCCAAUCUCAACCCUCAAGGUGAAUCAAUCUACUGCGAUGUAUGUGAAAGAGCAGCAACGAAUCCUAAGAGGUGGAUGUAUCGCUGCCGCCACUGCGAUCUAUCCAUCCAUCCCGGCUGCUUGAUUUCCACAUCCGGGUACUAUAGAAACAUCAAGUUGGGAAAGGAGUAUGUGAUUAAUGAUGCGGCACUUCACCCACCACACCCUCUCGCCUAUCAACUUCUCUCAAAACGCCGCUGCGACCUUUGUCGUAGGUAUAUGUAUGAAGAGCCAGGAUUUCAGUGUGCAUCAUGCAACUUCUGCGUUUGUUUAUACUACUGCGGUGCCGAAAUGCUCAGAAAGGGAGACAUGAAGGCCGUGGAGUGAUGUUUUACCUCUUUCUUCUUGUAUUGCUUUUGCUUAUGUUUUUUCUCUCAACGUUGAGAGGGUUUUUUCUUUGUUUGUUUUAUUUUCUAUGUUUUAGUGUUUGUGAUGUCUUUUGUCGAGUUCUUGUUUCUAUGU